ACCAACGGUCAGACGGCCAUCUGUGCACGCAUCCCAAUCAGCAUUGAGUGGCGUGGGCAAGGACAAGACUUGGUCGCUUGAGCUCAACCAUGGGCUCACUGAGUGAGGUAAGCGUGACUCCAUGCGACAGCAGUCCGUGCAUAUUGUACAAGGGCGAGAACACUCGUGUGACAGUGAAAUUCACUACAAGUAGACGCAUCACGACCGGGACAUUCUUAUUUUCGGGAAUUAUUGACGGGCAAGAGAUACCGUUCAACCUGACGAAUUCCUACAUUUGUCCUUAUAUGCGACCCAGAUGUCCUCUCCGAGCCAAUGGAACCGUGUACACUUUCACUUAUUCGCUACCUGUCCAGGCGUCAUAUCCAUCAAUUACACUCCCAGUGGAUUGGAAAUUGAUUACCAACGGUCAGACAGCCAUCUGUGCACGCAUCCCAAUCAGCAUUGAGUGGCGUGGGCAAGGACAAGACUUGGUCACUUGAGUGUGUGGAUUUAACCAUUGGAAUACACCUAAU
Dicrocoelium dendriticum is the source of this 512-nucleotide messenger RNA. NCBI's taxonomy places the organism in Eukaryota, Metazoa, Platyhelminthes, Trematoda, Plagiorchiida, Dicrocoeliidae. The record is from the annotation of a GenBank genome assembly.